Molecule: messenger RNA, 417 nt
Organism: Sorex fumeus (smoky shrew)
Lineage: Eukaryota; Metazoa; Chordata; Mammalia; Eulipotyphla; Soricidae
Gene: IL13
Product: interleukin 13
Exons: 4
Coding region: 1-417 (138 amino acids)
Biological process (GO): immune response
Cellular component (GO): extracellular region
Molecular function (GO): cytokine receptor binding
Source: RefSeq, a predicted model, not a curated record
AUGGCGCACUGGUUAACUGUGGUCAUUGCGCUCACCUGCCUGGGUGGCCUGACAUCCCCGAGUCCUGUGCCUCAGCUAUCAAACACCUACAAGGAGCUCAUUAGGGAACUGAUGAACAUCACCGACAGCCAUAAGGCAGCCCUGUGCAACGGCAGCAUGGUGUGGAGCAUCAACUUGACCCACGGCAGUGAGUACUGCGCCGCCCUGCAAUCCCUGAACAACGUCUCCAACUGCAGCGCCCUCAGUAAGACGCGGCACUUGCUCCUUGGCCUCUGCCCUCUGAGGAUCAAAGCCGGGCAGAUCUCCAGGAUACUCACCAGAGAUACCAAAAUUGAAGUGAUCCAGUUCGCACGCCACCUGCUCACCCACUUCCGGAAAAUGUACAAAAGCAUCUGGGCAGCGCAGACCCGGGCCUGA